Pseudozyma flocculosa PF-1 is the source of this 2232-nucleotide messenger RNA. RefSeq lists its product as uncharacterized. The record is from RefSeq and is a predicted model, not a curated record. Bases 1 to 2232 code for a protein of 743 amino acids. The transcript is spliced from 6 exons. Gene Ontology annotation, molecular function: protein binding. NCBI's taxonomy places the organism in Eukaryota, Fungi, Basidiomycota, Ustilaginomycetes, Ustilaginales, Ustilaginaceae.
AUGGGAAAGAAAAAGGCCGGCUCCGGCAAGGCUGCCGCCAAGGCCGCCAAAAAGGAAAAGGCCGAGAAGCUCGCAAACAAGAAGGCCACAAAGCAGGCCAAAAAGGAGAAUGCCCUCGUCGGAGGCGGCGGUGGCGGAAAGGGAGGCAACACCGGCGGCAAGAAAAAGGGUGGCGCCAAGCCCCAGGCCGACGACGACGAAGAGGACCUCGACCUGCUCCUCGCCAGGUACCGCGCAAAGUGGGAAGAGGAGCACGCCGUCAACGAGGAAAAGAUCGGAGGCCCCCCCUCCCGCCGUGCCAACGCCACCCUCACCCCCUGUCCGCUCGGAAACGAUCUCUACCUCUUUGGCGGCGAGUACUUUGACGGUGAGCGCGUCUCCUUCUACCAGGACAUGUACCGCUAUAUCCCGGAGCGCAACGAGUGGCGCAGCUACGCCUCGCAGAACCAGCCCGGCCCGCGCUCCGCCCACCAGGUGGCCGCCACCCCAUCGCAGGGCGGCAUGCUCUGGCUCUUUGGCGGCGAGUUUUCGGGCGCCCGCCAGAACGCCUUCCACCACUACCGCGACCUGUGGGCCUUUAGCAUCGAGACCAAGGCCUGGGAGCGCAUCGACACAAAGGUGCGCCCCUCGGCCCGCAGCGGCCACCGCAUGACGUUCUGGAAGCACUUCCUCGUCCUCUUUGGCGGCUUCAUCGACACGGGCGUAAAGACCCAGUACCUCAACGACCUCUGGGUCUUUGACACGCAAAACACCUUCAAGUGGACCGAGAUCAAGCAAAACGACCUCCGCCGCCCCACGCCCCGCAGCGGCUUCUCGCUCCUCUCGACGGCGGACGGCAUCGUCCUCCACGGCGGCUACUGCAAAAAGUACGUCAAGGGACAGCGCACCCAGGGCGUCGCCCUCGAGGAUACCUGGUUCCUCAAGAUGGACGAGGACCUCAAGAACCUCGACUGGGUCAAGCGGCGCAAGGUCGGCUACGUCCCCUCGGCGCGCUCCGGCUGCACCAUGGCGCUGUGGCAGGCCAAGAGCAUGGGCGUGCUGUUUGGAGGCGUCACCGACACCGAGGCCGACGAGGAGUCGAUGGAGAGCACCUUCCACAAGGACCUGUUUGGCUACCAGCUGCCCGGGACAGGGCGGUGGAUCAGCCUCAAUCUCAAGCGGCCAAAGAAGAUGGGCGGCGGAAACCGGAGAAAGAAGCAGAAGCAACAGCAGGAGCAGAGGCAGAGGCAGGCGGAGGAGGAGGCACGGAGACGGCAGCAGGAGGAGGAAGACGAGGACGACGAGGAUCAGGGUUCCGACGACGAGGAUCGGGGCGAGGACGAAUGCGCCAAAUCCGACGGGGAUGACGACAACGAGCGAGGUGGCGAGUCGGCGCGGACCAAGGGGUCCAAUGGCGUCAAGACCGAGAACGCAGCGACGGAAACGGGGCAGCCCGCCGCCGCAACACCAGCCCCUGAGCCAGCGCCAGAAGAAGAAGACGACGACGACGACGACCCCGACGAUCCGGAAAAGACGCGGCCCAUGGAGCGAUACAACACGAUGCUGGCAGUGCAGCGCAACGUCCUGUACCUGUACGGCGGCAUCUUUGAGCAGGCCAACCGCGAGUUCACCCUCGAUGACUUCUACACGCUCGACCUGGCCAAGCUCGAAAAGUUCAACUGCCUCAAGGAGUGCCCGAUUGACAAUCUCGAGUGGAAUGAGUCGGAGGACGAGGACGAUUCCGACGAUGAGGAUGAUGACGACGACGACGAGUCGGAUAGUGGCAGCAGCAGCGGCGAGGAGGGUGACGAGAUCCCCGAAGGGUACGAGUACGGCGACUACGACGAGGAGGACGAAGAGGCCAAGCGUGCAAAGAUGUCGCAGGCCGAAAAGGACGAGCUGCGGGCCAAGGCCAAGCUGUUUAUGGGCGUGGCCCAGGACAGCCAUCGAUCCGAAGUCGAGCAGCUCUCGACACCCAUGCCCGGCGAGAAGCUGCGCGCCUUUUACGAACGCACAAAGGCGCACUGGGCCAACGUCGCCUUCACCGAGAGCGAGGGCAAGCUGAGGGGCAAGGAGACGAGGAAAGCCGGUUUCGCCCUGGCGGAACAAAAGUACUCGGAGUACAAGCCCAUCUUGGAAGAGAUCGAGCGCAUCCAAGCCGAGGCAGGGCUCGACGAGGCCGAAAAGAGCGUCAACAAGUCCGGUGGUAUCGGCGCAGGCGCCGUCGGUGUCGACUCGAGGAAUAGAAGAUGA